Messenger RNA from Sorex araneus (European shrew), 6834 nucleotides. RefSeq names its product CTD small phosphatase like 2 (gene CTDSPL2). The record is from RefSeq and is a predicted model, not a curated record. Bases 520 to 1992 code for a protein of 490 amino acids. Gene Ontology annotation, molecular function: phosphoprotein phosphatase activity. Lineage: Eukaryota; Metazoa; Chordata; Mammalia; Eulipotyphla; Soricidae. The transcript is spliced from 14 exons.
CCUACUCCCCCUGCGACCACUACAUAGCCGGCUACGGAGGCCCCUAACGUACAAAUAUCCCCCAGGCCCUGGCGGCUCCCGAUAGGUUUUGUUCGCGCGACUUCGUCCGGUCCUCUGGCCCUGCGUUCAGUUUUUUGUCAGGAACGCGAGUUGUCGGGUUCCGUCGGGCCACGGGCCAACGCUCCUCACGGAAGUAAAAGUUGUUGUUGGUGUUUUUUUUCUGGUUUUGGCCGCCGUAGCCGCCCGCAUUCCUUCCCUCCCGCCUCGCGGAAUUGUGGCGGGAGGGGGAGGAGAGUAGCAGGGCGCCUGCGCGGAGAGGCAGCUUUCCAUCCGGGUCCCUGUCCGUGCGGUGCAGCAGGUCGGUAGGCGGGAAAUGGCGACUGGCUGAAGAAGCUAGUUCUGUUGCUGCUGCGGGCUAAGCGGGAAAGACACCACACAUUGCGCAGUGGGGACCAUCGUCGGAGCCUGAGGACACUUCUCUGUCGUCACAGUUAGUUUUACAUGUGGCACUCAUAAAAGAUGAGGCUGAGAACACGGAAAGCUUCUCAGCAAUCCAAUCAAGUCCAAACACAACGCACUGCCAGAGCAAAGAGGAAAUAUUCUGAGGCUGAUGAUAGCCUGCCCUCAGGAGGGAAAAAACCACCUAAGAAUGAAACUGGCUUGUUGUCUUCAAUUAAAAAAUUCAUUAAAGGAAGCACACCCAAGGAAUCACUCCUGGCAAUGCUUGGGGUACCAUCGGGGGUGCCAGGGAUUGAACCCCAGUUGGCUGCGUGCAAGGAAGAGAGAGAAAAUCCUUCAAAACGGAGUAGAAUUGAACGUGAUAUAGAUAAUAAUUUGAUCACAUCAACACCAAGAGCAGGAGAAAAGCCUAACAAACAGAUAUCUCGAGUAAGGCGGAAAAGUCAAGUAAAUGGAGAAGCCGGUAGCUAUGAAAUGACAAAUCAACAUGUAAAACAAAAUGGAAAAUUAGAAGAUAACCCUUCUACUGGCAGUCCUCCAAGGACUACAUUGUUGGGGACCAUAUUUUCUCCUGUCUUUAACUUUUUUUCACCAGCAAGUAAAAAUGGAACAUCAGGAUCUGAUUCCCCAGGACAGGCUGUGGAGGCUGAAGAAAUAGUGAAACAACUUGAUAUGGAACAGGUGGAUGAGAUCACUACCAGUACCACUACAUCAACUAAUGGAGCAGCUUACUCAAAUCAAGCAGUUCAAGUGAGAUCAUCUAUAAAUAAUGGUUUAGAAGAAACAGAAGAAACAGUUAAUCGUGAUAUCCCACCCCUUACAGCACCAGUAACUCCAGACAGUGGUUAUUCAUCAGCUCAUGCAGAGGCCACCUAUGAAGAAGACUGGGAAGUAUUUGACCCCUAUUAUUUCAUCAAACAUGUUCCACCACUCACAGAAGAACAACUAAAUAGGAAACCUGCUCUUCCAUUGAAAACAAGAAGCACACCAGAAUUCUCUCUAGUUUUAGAUCUGGAUGAAACACUAGUACACUGUAGUCUAAAUGAGCUAGAAGAUGCAGCACUUACUUUUCCAGUUCUUUUCCAAGAUGUCAUUUAUCAGGUUUAUGUGAGAUUAAGACCAUUCUUCAGGGAAUUCCUGGAACGAAUGUCUCAGAUGUAUGAGAUCAUUCUUUUUACUGCGUCUAAGAAGGUGUAUGCAGACAAGUUACUGAACAUACUAGAUCCUAAAAAGCAACUGGUCAGGCACCGGCUUUUCCGUGAACAUUGUGUUUGUGUACAAGGAAACUAUAUUAAAGACUUAAAUAUCCUUGGAAGAGAUCUUUCAAAAACCAUAAUAAUUGACAACUCACCACAGGCCUUUGCAUAUCAGCUAUCUAAUGGAAUCCCUAUAGAAAGCUGGUUUAUGGAUAAAAAUGACAAUGAACUCCUAAAAUUGAUUCCAUUUCUGGAGAGGCUUGUAGAACUGAAUGAAGAUGUUCGGCCUCACAUCAGAGACAGAUUUCGUUUGCAUGAUUUGCUGCCCCCUGAUUAAAUACAAAGACUUGUCAAAUCACUGAAGGGGGAGAGAAUGCAGGACCCUUUUGGACUAAGACGAAACAUUGCCAUUACUGUUGAAAUUUUGCAUUUUUGUACCCCGUCUUGCUUUUCUUAUCUUUGGUGCCCAAUAAUAAUCAAGGGUUACAGAAAGAGACUUUAUCUCAGAUUGAAUACAUACAGUAGGUAGGCUAAAACAGAAGAGUCUUUAGAACUAGUGCAACUCCAGUGAAAUUUUUUUAUGUACAGGACAUCUGCAGUUUAUAAAGAAUUCUGUUUCUGCCACCAGCAGUUUGACCUGUAGUCACACAGGAUUUUAUGAUAAUAACAGAGAUGAAAAUGGACUUUUAUUUUCUCUCUGUUUGGUGCUCUAAGUGGGUUUGUAGCCACUUUUCUGUUACUUUAAGAUUCUCAUUUCAACAGGAAUGGCCAGUAAAAGUUGUUUUAUUUUUCCUGUUAAGGUUUAUAACCUUUUUACAUUUUUGUCCUGUAUUAGAUUAGAAUUUCAUUAUGCAUUCCUUUUAGUUAAAGCGCUUCAUAGUUUUCUGGAAAAAUAGUCAAUUUUUAGUUUUAUAUUAUACAUUUGAAUGGCCGUUUUCCUGCUUUGUCUGCCUGCAUAUUGUAUAUUUGUUUAAAAAUAUUCUCUACUUUUAGUCCAUGUAAGUUUCAUUUAGAAGGACAUGCAUUUAUAUUUUGUUUCUGUAAUAUUCUACUGUAGGUGAAAUCUUUUCAAAAAUCAAGAGACUGGGUAGAUAAGAAUAUAUGAAUGACUAAUAUUCAAAAGAUUUAAACCAUUGUGAUGGCAUGUGUUCCCUAAUGGUAAUAUCUUGCAAUGGCACAGAUUCAAUGGAUAAAGGUAUACCUCAGACUUCACUGUGCUCACCAAUCUCUGAGAAUGUGUUUGGUCACCGGCUGGGCUUGAUUGGUUACUGCUGCCUUUGGUUUUCUCCAGGAACGAAGUAUUCAGCACAGUGUCUCAGUAUUUUUAUUUUGCAUGGGCUGGUAGUACCUCUGUUAUGCUCUCAGUUACAAUCAAUUUAAAACUCUGUGUAACAGUGUUGGUACCUUACAGUAGCUAUGCAUAAUCCUGUGGCACAGUAAACUCCCAAGCCACCAAUGCAGUUAGUAUGCUCUCAUAGUGGUUUUCUAUGAUAUAUAAAAAUAGUCUUCAAGCCUUGGUUCUCUAAUGCAGCUACCACAAGAGGUUGAUAUUUUUAUAGUGGUGUGUAAUCUCCUUUUCGGGAGGCUUUUUAUGGAAGGUAGAAUUUGUAAAAGUUAGUAUGCUUUGCCUCUCGACUGCAUUAACAUGCCAUAGGCUCAGACUGUUUUUGUGUAAAGGAUGUCAAAGAACGGCACUUUUUCUAAAGAGAAGUUUGAUAUUUUGUAUGCUUGUUAAGAAAGUACAGUAUUGGAAAUUAAAGGUGGACAACUGAUAAUUGAGGAGUAUGUCACUUAAUUUUUUAUGUAUAUUACCUGUUUACUUGUACAACUUAUUGUACAAAUUACAUGCAGCUUCAUUUUCAAAUGAAUCCUUAAAAUAAGGAAAUCUUUUUAGGAAAACAUUUAAUUUUUGUAUUUUUGAUUUUAAAGGCAUGAGUUAUGUCAAUUUUCAGUGUAUUAAUGAAGAUUUUAACUUUUCAUCAGGUUGAGUGUUUUCUUACUAUAUUAUCUGUUGUAUAUGUAGUUAGCAUAUUGUGUCACUGAACUGUUUAAAAAUUUAGCAUGUAGAGCAAGCCUGUUUUGUGGAAAAUCCUUAUUCAUUAAAAUAAUCAUGGCAGAUUUUCUGCAAAAAGCAAAAGCAUUUGCAACUCAGAAUACUGGUUUUUGUUUUAAUUUAAAGAAAGGUAUUUUGCUUGCAGGAAAAAAUACUACAGAUUCAUUUUAAUGAGAAUCUUUGAAAUGUAUUUAUCUUUAGGGCAUCUGGGCAUCUUUAUGCUGUUUGUCUUGUCUUUCUUGAAAUAAAAUGUAAAUACGUUACCUUUACAUAUGCUCUUGCUCAAAAUUGUAAACCUAGCCACAUUUCUCCAAUGCUACCUUUUUAUGCUCAGACAGCAAAACCCAAAACAUUUAAGACCUAAGCUUUCAGUGUGUAUUAUAAUUGCUGAAAGUUUUCUGAUUAAGUAGUCUCAAAGGGCUUUCCCACAACUUACGGGAAAUGUAAACACCUAUACCAUUUGUGCCUGCAGGCACUUUAAUUAUAAAACCAACUUUUAUUAAUGGUAGAGCUGUUUUCAAUCCUAUGAUGGGAAAGUUUCUUUGUUACUGAGAAAUUAAGCAAGCAAGCAUAGAAAAGAUUCUGUAAAGAGGUAAAUUAUAAAGGAAAUUUUAUAUAGCCUGAGAAAAUUUGAACCAGCUUAAUAUAUUUUUCUUCAUUUUCUGAUUUGAGUCAUUUUAAAUUUGUUAAUACAAAAGUUUUAAUAACUUAUAGAGAGACUAUUUAUCUGGCUUCCUUACACCUUAAUAUGUUUUAUUUUCUCAUUUCCCUUAUCUUUUGGCAGAAGUUACCUUAAACACUUCCAUUUAGUAAAGUGGAUGUGUAUGUUUUAUUGAGAUGUGUCCAGCCCCUUCAGUUCACACAGAAUAUACAAAUUCAUAAAAACUGAUUUAGUAAUAAAUGCAGGAGAGAUGGAUACCUGAUAAGACACAGCAAAAGUGACUGGUGUACACAUAACAUUUCUGAAGUACACAAAAUUGUGGUAAUUCUAGUGAUAAAUGUCUGGCUUUAAAGACAUUCUUUUAAAUAUUUGUAUUGUUAAAAUAUUUUAAUAAGUUUUUUAAUUCCAUGUAAUAUGUGUAGCCCUAAUUAGAUUUAUAUCACCAUAUUUCUCCGUGGGUCUUAAAAGAGAUCUGAUAAUAAUUCAAAACCAUAAAUCAUUCUAUAUUACUAGCUAGUAUGUAUAUUUAUUUACCUUAUGGCUUUAUCUUGUUUUCCAAAUUUUGGGGGUGAGGGGAAUUUGUUGAAAUUAUUCUAAAAAAAGUGGCUGUUUUUUUUCUUGUAACUGUAGGUGAAAAUGAUGUACAUUGUUUCUCUCUCCCUCCCUCCCCAUCUCUCUCUCCUCCCCCCUUUCUCUUACCUCCUCACUCCCCUGCUCCUGUGUGUGUGUUUGUGCAUGUGUGCGUGUAUGUUUUUAAGGUUAAAGAUAGACAUUUUUAAAACAUUACCUUUGGCCAAUAACUUUUUCAUCUAGAUAUUAACUCCAUUCAACCUUCUAAAAGAAGUUUGUUCUCAUUGUUUUGUUCAGUCAACUUGCCUGAAAAACAGACUCAUCUCAUCAAUGAAGAAAAAAGCAUUUCGUUAAUCCUGCAAAUCUUUCCAGCGAGCACAGACUUCUUCAUAAGGACCAGAUCGCUUUCACGCCUUGGGUCAAUCACAUAAAUUUGAAAUGUAAAGGACACUGACGCCUUCAUAUAAUUGUACUAAUAUGGUGUUUUAAUGCUACAUCAUUAUCUAGUUAAGGUUUUCUGACCUGACUUCUCUUUGUCUUCCUAGUAUUUAUUUGUUACCUCUUUUAAUCUCAUGUAUCUAAAUUAACUUAGUUAAUAGUUACCCACCGAAUAACUAUGCCAAGCAACUAGGAAAGAAUGUUUAUUUUAUUUCCCCUUAUAGGGGAAGAGUGGACUGGGAACAAAAAUGUAUGGGCCAAAAGGCCUUAGGUUGUCAUUCAUUUACUUUCUUAUUCCUCUCUUGAGCUCUAUUUGAGUACACUAUUUUGAUGUGCUUGAUUAUAUUAUUAACUUUUCCUGUCUUUGUCCAAGUUGAAAGCCUACCAGAAACCUGUAUAAACACAUUUUAAAAUUUCAGAAUAGGAGUCACAAAAUUUAGGGUCAUAUAUUUAAAUACUUAAAUUAUUAUUGGAAUCCAAGACUCAUGAGGAUACAUUUUUAUAAAAUGUUUCUCUGUAUCUUGAAUUUAAAUUACUUGCCCAGAGGCAAGAGUUCUGGGGAUAUAAUGCAAACUAUAUUGAGAACUUUUUGAAAAGUGGAUAAGAGCAACAAGUUUAUACUUACUUUAUGGUUUUGAUAUUAGUAUUUUAAGAUACAUCAGCGGUUCUCAAACCUGAGAGUUCAUUGGAACUACUGUACGGAAGCUUUUGAAAUUAGAUUCUUGUGACUCUAGCCCUGCAGAAAUUGUCUUACUGGGACUAGAGCCUGAGAGAUCUCUUAAUAAAGCUCUCCAAGUGAUUCUGAUAGCAAGGUUUGGGAAGUCACUGUUUUAAAUGAUGUGAUAGUGGUUUGAGAGUAGGUAACAAAAUAAAAGUUUACCAGACAUCUCUUUGUGGUAGAGUUUUCUUUCCCCCCCCCAACCCCCUGCCUCCCCCCCCCCCCAAACUGGGACCAGAUUUCACAGAAUUUACUCAAGAUACAUGGAGGAAUAAUAAGGAAGAUUGGAGCUACUGCUUAUUAUUCUUGUCCUUCAUAAAAGUUUGCAUUUCUAGGAACUUGGAAUAGUUGAUCAUAGACACAGUUGAAGGACAUAUCCCUGAAUGAGACCAUUAUAUACAUAUAUAUAUAUAAACUGUAAAAUAUUUCACUAUUUUUUUAUUUUAUAAAUCUUUGUAGAAAUAAACAAUGGAAUACUUUCACCUUUUGAAAUGGGAUUUUUCAAGGUAGUGUCCUUUUAGCAUUAAGGUAGGGGGGACGAGUUAAUAUUCUCUCUGCCUGUUUCCACCUGAAUCAAUAUAAAGUCAUGGACAUUAAAAUCUCAGUUUUAUUUCUACAUAUUUACUAAGCAGUAUAGCCGUGAACAAGUAAUGUAGAUUUAGUUUUCUCAUUUUCAAAUGCCCUUAUCACCCUACCUCACAGGGUUGUUGUGGGGAUAAAUAAAACUUUUAUGAAAGCA